AACUCACGUGAUAACAUCAAAUAUCACGUGCUUUUGGUAUUAUGAUGGAUGUGGUAUCAAGUUUUCUAAUUGUAUAUUUGUCUGUCAUUGUUUCUUUAACAAAUGGCAUUCCAACAGAAUAUAAUGUUGGGAUAGGUAUUGCCGAUAUAACUGGCCCGGCUGCCGAGGUCAACAUGAUGGGAUAUGCAAAUCCUGCACAGACUUCACGUGGGUUACAUCUCCGUCAGUUCAGUAGAACAUUCAUCUUUGAAGAUCAAAUGAAGAACAAAGUUGUUUACAUUAAUCUAGACGCUUGCAUGUUUUCUCAGGGCCUCAAACUAGAGAUUGUUCGACAACUGAAGAAUAAAUAUGGAGAUGCUUACACUGAACGUAAUGUGUUAAUAACCGGUACCCACACACACUCCACACCAGGGGGGUUUCAUCAGUACCUUUUAUAUGACAUCACGUCACUUGGAUUUGUGAGGGAAACGUUCGAUUCCUUGGUGGAAGGCAUAUUACGGAGUGUAGACAGAGCACAUGAUAACAUGAAACCAGCCAAUAUUUAUGUCAACACCGGUGAACUAUUAGAGAGUAACAUCAACAGAAGUCCGUCUGCCUACCUUAAAAAUCCACCAGAGGAACGCGCCAAAUACAAAUAUAACGUUGACAAGAACAUGACUGUCAUCAAGAUUGUAGAUGCUGAUAAUUUUCCUAUAGGUAUGAUAAGUUGGUUUGCCGUGCACUGUACAAGUAUGAACAAUACAAACAGACUUAUCAGUAGUGACAAUAAAGGACUGGCCGCCCUCAUGUUAGAGGCUGACAGAAACGGACAAACUGUUCUACCUGGGAAAGGAGCUUUUGUUGCUGCCUUUGCCCAGAGUAACGAGGGUGAUGUAUCUCCGAAUACAAAAGGUCCCCAUUGUCUCGACACAGGACUACCAUGUGACUUUAACCAUAGCACGUGCAAUGGCAAGAACGAAUUAUGUGUGGCAUUUGGACCUGGUAAUGAUAUGUUUGAGAGCACAGAGAUUAUAGCCAGGAGACAGUAUAUACAAGCAAAGAAAUUGUUUGAUACAGCAUCCACACUUGUACAAGGCCCUGUUGACUUCAGACAUACAUAUACUGACAUGUCAAAACAAACUGUGGGAGAGGGUAAGAAGACAUGUAAGCCAGCUAUGGGGUAUAGUUUCGCCGCCGGAACCACCGAUGGCCCUGGUGCAUUCGAUUUUACACAAGGAAGUAAUUCCUCGUCACCAUUUUGGAACGCUGUCAGUGGCUUCAUCAAGAAACCGUCAGAGGAACAAAACAAAUGUCAUGCACCUAAACCUAUUCUGCUCGAUACAGGGGAGAUUGAGUUUCCCUAUGCGUGGGAGCCAUCUAUCGUAGAUACACAGAUAUUCCGAGUUGGUCAACUCUUCCUUAUAGCUGUCCCUGCAGAAUUCACGACAAUGUCUGGAAGGAGAACCAGGGAUGCUGUUGCCAAGACUUUAAAAGAUAACGGGUUUAAAGGUGAACCUGUACCAAUCGUUGCCGGAUUAUCAAAUGAUUAUGCUGACUACGUUACAACAUUUGAGGAAUAUCAGGAACAACGUUACGAAGGCGGUUCAACAAUUUAUGGUCCUCAUACACUGGAGGCUUACAUUAACGUAUACAUGAAUUUGUCCAAGGCGAUGACCACGGGUAGUCCUGUGACGCCAGGCCCCAACCCACCUGAUCUAAUGUCUGAACAACUGUCCUUCCUACCUCCAGUCGUGUUUGAUGCAGCUGGGUUUGGAAACAACUUUGCUGACGUCAAACAGCAACCAAACAAACAAUAUAAAGUUGGAGAACGUGUUACUGUCAAGUUUGUUGGUGCAAAUCCAAGAAAUAACAGAAGAUUGGAAUCUACAUUUCUAACAGUAGAAUUUCAAGAGCAAAGCGGUGCUAACACUGUAGUCUACACGGACGCCAACUGGGAAACUCAAUUUCACUGGGAGAGCCAUGGAAUAGGUGAAAGUACAAUUACAAUAUUGUGGGAUAUACCAGUAGGUCAAAAGCCGGGAAUGUAUAAAAUCACAUACAACUGUGACCACAAGAGUAUCUUCAGCGGUGUGUCUUCUGUAACCGGAAGUACUGAAUGGUUCCAAGUCGUCGCAUCUAGAGCUAAACUAGACAAAUUUCAACAGAAAAACAAAUUGCUUAACAAAAAGAAAGAGAAUGAAAUAAAGAAGGGCUUUAAGAAAACACUCUCAAAAUUGAAGUCAGAAAAUGUCAAGGGAAUGAACAAUUUAGCUUAAAUCAUAGAACCAUCCUGGAAUGAUAUGAAUAGCAAUAAAUGUUUUAAAAUAAA
Ruditapes philippinarum (Manila clam) is the source of this 2308-nucleotide messenger RNA. RefSeq lists its product as uncharacterized. Gene Ontology annotation, molecular function: N-acylsphingosine amidohydrolase activity. Gene Ontology annotation, biological process: sphingosine biosynthetic process; ceramide catabolic process; long-chain fatty acid biosynthetic process. Gene Ontology annotation, cellular component: extracellular region. The coding region runs from base 42 to 2255 and encodes 737 amino acids. NCBI's taxonomy places the organism in Eukaryota, Metazoa, Mollusca, Bivalvia, Venerida, Veneridae. The transcript has 19 exons. The record is from RefSeq and is a predicted model, not a curated record.